AUGCCGUCUUCUAGCUCUUCUGUUGCUAUCAUAGCAGUAAGAAAGGUUGUUCGCCCAACUGAGAUAGAACGUCCUAGUCCGUUUACGUUUCAACGACGACUGGAGAGACUGCCCUUUGCACCCUUCGACGAUAGUCGGGUCGCCACUUGGCUUAGAUCGUUAACAGAACGAGCAAAUCUUGCACAAUUGUGUGCAAGUACAAAUUUUGAAGGUGAUGACGAAGGUCGGCAAUCCGGCGAUGGAGAGGUAAUGAACCAUGAGUACGGCGGCCAGGAACACCACGAGGCGCAAGCCAACGACAACAGAGAGUUGACGGUUACUCGCGAAAGAUCUCUCUCUGCUCCCAGCAGCUACAAAAUCGCCAACGCUCUUAGAGACCCUAGCUGGACCUGGGAAUCAACUGGAUUUUACCCUCAAUCUCCCACUCACUCUGGCCAACCUGGGGCUUCAACCAAUCGUUGCAAUGCAUCCCCACCACCUGCUCAACCUGAACCUGUAGGAACGAAUGGUUUUCAAGAUCGCCAGAAUAUCGACGAGGACGCGUUCGUUUACUACCCCGAGGGCGAUUGGGUCUACGGCCAAUACCGCGGCUCUGGUCUUAGUGACAGGGCCGGCCGAGACGAGGAGAAGGGCGGGGGCGAGGGCGAGGGAGAGGGCGAUAACUGUUUGAACCGCAAAUAUUACUUCAUCGCUAGUGUUGGCGACGGUGACGAUUUGGACGAGGACGAUUUGAGGUACCACGGCUACCACAUUCCUGGCGUUGACGACCGUCUGAAUGGGAGCUUGGAACACGGUUCGGAUUUCGACGGUCCUGAUGCUCCAGCUGGAGCAAACACUAUGCUUCCAAUCUUUAGAGGUGGAAGUCAAUAUACACAAAAUGUGCUAGGUGGGAGAACUUCGAGACCGGACGGGUCACAAGGAAAAAAUGAGGGGCAUGCCUUGGUGCAGGGACUUUCAGAACGGAGCCUUUAUUCGCCAAGUCUACUUCGAAAUUCCAAUACGCCUAGAGCGGAUUCACACCUUGCAGUCGUCAUAACCUCGCCUCCUGCUCAGGGACAAUCACAGACCCUACAUUCGUCGGCCGGAAGUCUAAAUCAAUCUGGGGGGCUACAAGCACAGAAAGAUGCGGGAAAUAAAAGGUUUUCUACCUCUCGAAUUGUCCCUCCGCCGCGAGAUAAUCGUUCGUCCCGCAUGACCGUGCCAUCAAAGCAAAGCAGCACCAACCAAGUUGAGAUGCUUGGUUCGUCCCUCGGGUAUACAUCAAAUGAGCCCUCCUCUGCCCCGCGAAUUGGCCGACCGUCCGAAAGACCCAAUACCUGCGCAAUUGAGUCCAUCUUCUCUUCCAAAAAUCCACUCGCACUUCCCAACCAAGGAGAUCGUCUUUUCAGCACUCCCCAGACUACGGUAAAGGCAGCUGGGAGCCCCAGCAGCUCAUUCAUAGUUCCCAAAAAGCGAGGUCGUCCGUUUAGCACCCCACAAACUGCAGCAAAGGGAGUUGGGCAUCCCAGUACCUCACGCAUAGUCCCUAAAAAGAGAGGUCGUCCUUUCAGCAGUCCCCAGGCAGCUGAAAAGGCAGCAGUUAAGGCCGCAGCGAGAGCUGUAGAGCGGGGAUCAGCAUCAACUAGUCAAAUUAAGAAGCGCAAGCGUCAAGCUGGGACUUCUGUGGUUGACUCGUCGAAUGGUGAACCUAAGAAGCGCGCUCGGCCACUUGAGGGAUAUCGGCCUGCUCCUGUAGAGGCGCGCUAUGCCCCAUUCAUAUGUCAAUGGAAGGGUUGUCUCGCUGAAUUGCACAAUCUGGAAACUCUCCGCGCUCAUAUUUACGGUAUGCACUGCUAUGGGCGGGAAGCGGGGAUGACAUGUGGCUGGGGCAAAUGCGGGGAUUCCGAUGGGGUUGGCAAAGAGCUAAAUGUAAGAGGUGUUAAGAGACAUUUCGCUUUUACUUUCAUAGAUGACUUGAAGGAUCAUAUAGAAGAGGCACAUUUGGUGCCAUUUGCUUGGCAUAUGGGCGACGGUCCUAAGACACCUUCCCUAACCGGCACUUUAAAAUCAAGGUCUACGAUCUCGGAACCUUGGCUCUACGACGCCGGUGGUCGACAAGUUACUCCUUCAGUUCGUUGUCAAAGAGUCGAAGGUGGCGAUCCAAGAUUCAAUAACUUUAGACGAUUCCAGAAGCAGGUUAGAGGGGGCGUCUACUCUGUCUCCAGAGCUGCCAACCCCUCUAUAAACCCGACAAGCACCAAAGCGGCCAAUAAUAAGAAGCCACACGCCACUUGGGGAAUGAAUACCAUGAACAAUAAACCGAGUUCGGAUGGGGUUAUGGUUCUUCUGCCCCCUGUCAAAUCCCCCCAGGAUUACCAGAAGGUUCCAUUUGUCAUCUCAGACGACGAGGACGAGUUGGCUCUGAAUAAUGCCCAACGAAGAAGUGGCCGACAGUGA
Messenger RNA from Venustampulla echinocandica, 2436 nucleotides. RefSeq lists its product as uncharacterized. The record is from RefSeq and is a predicted model, not a curated record. Lineage: Eukaryota; Fungi; Ascomycota; Leotiomycetes; Helotiales; Pleuroascaceae. Bases 1 to 2436 code for a protein of 811 amino acids. The transcript is spliced from 3 exons.